CGAAAUUCAUUAGGGAAGAACCCAACGACAGCAAGAAUGAGCCCUUCCGCCCAGCACCAGCGGCAGCCUCCCCCCAAGCUCCCCCGCACCGGCCUCGCCGCUUUGCUAACCACCUUCGACACCCCUGGCGAGAUCCAACUCCCCAACGGCAGCCUAAUCCCCAUCAACCCGCCUGCCGGUCCAACCUGGCGCGUCACCUUCCACACCCCUGCAUCUCUCCGCACCCCAAUCACCGAACUCGCCAUCGGAGAAGCCUACGUCAAAGGCAAAAUCACCGUGACCGGCGAUCUGGCCGCUCUCCUCGCCUCCCGCCCUCGGCUCGACGAGAAAGUCCCCAUCCGCCAACGCCUCCGCUUCCUCUGGGACUACUACCUCCGUCCCACCACGAAAAUAAACGAGCAAGCCAUCAGCGACCACUACGGCCGUGGCGACGAUCUGUACCUCAGCUUCAUCGACACGCGCUACCGGUUUUACUCGCACGGGUUGUUCGAGACGGAGCAACAUGCUGGACCAAGGAUGAGUAUCGAGGACGCAUCCGAACGAAAACUCGCUCGGCUGUUCGCGGCGCUGCGGCUCGAGGCAGGAAUGCGCGUGUUGGAUGUUGGGGGAGGAUGGGGUGGAGUGACGCAGUAUUGCGGCGCGAGGGGAGUGCACGUCACCACGUUGACUUUGGCCCCAAACCAGGCGCGGUAUAUCGAAGGGCUGAAGGAGCGGUUGCGGGUGCCGGGGCGCGUGAUUCUGGGCGACUUUUGGGAAUGGGAAAGCGAGAGAGAGUUCGAUGCGGUGGUGCUGCUUGGGGUGAUUGAGCACUUGCCGGCUUAUCGGCGGUUUGCGGGGCGGGCGUGGGAUUUGCUCAAGGUAGGCGGGAGGAUGUAUCUGGAUGGGUCGGCAGCGGUGGAGAAGUUCGCGGUGAGUGCGUUCACAAGGCGCUAUAUCUGGGGCGGCACGCAUACGUAUAUGACGGUGCAGGAUGUGAUGAGCGAGUUGUUAUUGCAUGGGUUCGAGGUGGAAGAGGUGGCGCAGGAGACGAAGGACUAUGGAUGGACGAUGGAAGAGUGGGCGAGGCGGUUGGAUAAAGCCAAGGAUGAGAUUAUAGAGGGAUGGGGUGAAGAGACGUAUCGUGUCUUCCGCCUGUUCCUUUGGGGCGGGGCGCAUGCAUUUGCUGUUAACGCCUUGCAGGCGUAUCAUGUGGUGGCUGAAAAGACGACAUCCAGGGGACCGAGGCCAUCAACUGGGAGAAGAGUUAUACAAUUCUUAGGCAAGCUGAGGUGAAUGCUUCGUAUGAUAGCCCAUUCGGGCUGAUUUAUGUAAAGUCGGGUC
Messenger RNA from Aspergillus homomorphus CBS 101889, 1320 nucleotides. RefSeq names its product S-adenosyl-L-methionine-dependent methyltransferase. Bases 37 to 1272 code for a protein of 411 amino acids. NCBI's taxonomy places the organism in Eukaryota, Fungi, Ascomycota, Eurotiomycetes, Eurotiales, Aspergillaceae. The transcript has a single exon. The record is from RefSeq and is a predicted model, not a curated record.